Molecule: messenger RNA, 2172 nt
Organism: Colletotrichum lupini
Lineage: Eukaryota; Fungi; Ascomycota; Sordariomycetes; Glomerellales; Glomerellaceae
Product: transcription factor TFIID
Exons: 11
Coding region: 1-2172 (723 amino acids)
Biological process (GO): DNA-templated transcription initiation
Molecular function (GO): RNA polymerase II general transcription initiation factor activity; DNA binding
Source: RefSeq, a predicted model, not a curated record
AUGCAAAGUACAGAGACCUUAAACGCGGUGCUGCGAUACUUCAGGGGCUGGGGUGGUCACAGCAGGGGUACAUGGGGACAGGAAGGAGAUAGAAUGAAGAUUUUCCAAGGCGCUGAUUGGGUGCAUGCCCUUAGCGUGGCCGCUAAGCACAAGCAAUGUCAAGCAGGACCAACCGCCACGGCGCACUGGCUGCCUGGGGCCCCUGGAGAUACGAUUUCGCAUCGUCCUUGUCGUCAUCGUCAUCGCAACAUCCACAAGUCCGAUAUCCACGAUAGACACAUCUGCUGUCAUCAACCUACACUCUACUUCCUCGCGAUCCUUCUGGACAACACAGCUCGCUGUCGCGACUCUUGUUUCCACAUCUCGGAAGUCGACUUUUACUCUCUCUUCCUCUCCCUAUUAACCACCCGACGAACCCGUCAAUCCUCAGAACCCCCAGGCGACUUCCCGCGCGAACCCCUUCCGACGACACACCAGGUCGAGAACGAGUCCGUUGCACUCUGUAUCCAGAGACGUCGAGUUGAUUGCUGGCAUCUGGGUCAUUCGCGACAUUAUCGCAGCGACGCCUACGAAACCCACGACCUUCUCGUCGACCUACCUCAUUUGAUCCAUUUGCAUCCCGUUCCCGCCGCUGUCACAAGCUCGGCACUGAUCGCAAGAAAAGUCGCAUCGCAAGAUACACGCGCAUACCUACAUACCUACUGCCCAGCAGAUACUGUAGGGGAGACAUUUAUUUGUUCAUCUCCAACAAUUGGUAUGCCCUCCUUCCUUUUCUCUCCUCUCUUGUCGUGGUCGGGGUGCCUUCCUCCAUUUGCCUGCCCAUCAUCUCUGUCGUGCCUUCCCAUCUACCACAAACCGGUGGGGGUGGUUGGCGCCUGUGAUUGGCCCCCCAACCUCCGAACAUUAUGUUGCAUCUUUUACUUCACCAAAGCUUCCCAUCAACACAAUAUUGCCGCGCUUGACCCAUUUUCACAUCUUUUCAUUAUCACUUCACAGUCCCCAUCUUUGGAUCCACACUUCAUACUCUUUAUCAUUAUUACAAUCGGUCAUCAUCCAUCCACCGCAAUCAUGGAGGCGAUUCAGACCCAUCCCACGAGUGCGGCGCAGGCUAAGGCUUUCACCGCGCCCGGCUCCCUCUCGUUCCCCGGCGGCGCUCACGAGCUCCCUCCCCAGGCGAACGGCGAUAAGGCGGCCGUCAACGGACAAAUCCCUGUGCCCAACGGCCAGCAGCCUGCAAACGGUACCGGGGUGACACCCGCGACACCUGCUGCGACGCCUGCCGCGACACAGGGUGGCAGUGGCUUGACUCCUACGUUGCAGAACAUCGUUGCCACGGUAAACUUGGACUGCCGCUUGGACCUCAAGACGAUCGCCCUGCACGCGAGAAACGCAGAGUACAACCCCAAGCGUUUCGCUGCCGUCAUCAUGCGUAUUCGUGAGCCCAAGACCACUGCCCUGAUCUUCGCUUCCGGCAAGAUGGUCGUCACCGGUGCCAAGUCCGAGGAUGACUCGAAGCUUGCGUCUCGCAAGUACGCCCGUAUCAUCCAGAAGCUCGGCUUCAACGCCAAGUUCACGGACUUCAAGAUCCAGAACAUUGUCGGCUCUUGCGAUAUCAAGUUCCCCAUUCGCUUGGAGGGUCUCGCUUCGCGCCAUCACAACUUCAGUUCUUACGAGCCUGAGCUGUUCCCUGGUCUUAUCUACCGCAUGAUUAAGCCCAAGAUUGUGCUCCUUAUCUUCGUCAGCGGCAAGAUCGUCCUCACCGGUGCCAAGGUGCGAGAGGAGAUUUACCAGGCCUUCGAGAUGAUCUAUCCCGUGCUUCAGGGUAAAUCAUUGACCCAGUCGAUGUACUACCACCAUACACAAAACCACCGACUUUCGUCCGUCACCUGGCAAUAUGGUCGUGACACAAUCAUCGACGCCCGUUCUGCUCACUUCAUCUUUUCCGUUGCAUUGCAUUGGCGUUGGUACAGGAGACUGCUCGUGGCACCGUCGACGGCAGAUGCGCAGGUCGACCUUGCCGUUUUUAAUGGACUCGACUUAGAUGCAUUGGGGUCUCGGACCGGAUGGGGGAUGAUCAACGGGGAUGAUACGGAGUUGAAGUUGCCUCCUGGACAUUUUAGGCGACAUGACCGAUCACUCAAGUCUUACUCUACGUUCAGUCUGCGAGUUUGA